AUAGAGAAGGUCGCUCGGGGUGUAAGGAUUGUUUUUCUGAGUUAUGUUAUCUUGGUCAGCUGAAAAAUAACACCAUGUCACAGAUCCCUACACCUAAGGAACUGGAUAAAGACAUUCUUCAAACAAAGCACAAAAUUUCAUUGUUCAACACACAUGUACGGAAUUUGAAAGAAAAGCGGGAAAAUGAUCACGAAGUGUAUGAAGAAGACUUACUUGAUAGUGCAAGUGUAAACAGAUUAAUCCCAAAACUCUCCGAUCUAAAACUGGAAGUGGAAAAAUUAGAAUUAAACUUGCAGAAAUUCAACGAAAUUUGCAAGCAAGGUUUGCUACCAGGUGGAAUAUCUACCACUCCGAUUCAGGAAGAGGGAUCUCUGGACAAGUUUGACUCCUCAGAAAUGGUCACAAAAAGAAAUCGGCAAGUUGCUCCUCAUCCACCCUCUAAAACAGACAGUGGAAUUAGUAUCGGUAUGGACGAAAGAUUAUCCAGACCAGAUUCCAUCGCUUCAAACCGGUCUUUGUCCACUGUAUCUGAGCCUUGUGAGUCUGAUGAUCCAAGCUGUCCAUUUAGAAGAAAAAUGUCAAAACGAACAGAGAAUCUUCUCACCAAACAAGCCAAAAAUGCUUCCAGCCGACGAGUGGCCAAAAACGACAGCGACAAACCAAUGUCUCCAGGUAGAUCUUCAAGCCUUUGAAUCUGCCCCUGUGUAUAUAUGCAUGUGUCAAUAAUAUCAAGAGGAUCCCAUGAGGAACAAAGUUUCUCUACUACUAACUUACCUCUAAGAAGUGCAAGGGCGGUUUUUUUUUAUCAAUUGCAAGAGACAGAUAAAAGUGCAUUUGCUCCAGUUGACAUUGGUAUAAAACUAUUAUAUUACGUACGAGCCUAGAUAUUGCAUAUAAAUGUCUUCCGAAGACUUCCACUUCCUCAAUUUAAAUGUUAACAGAUAGAGACAUUUACUAUUCAAAUACUUAAAUUGUACUUAGAAGAGAACAUUAAUUUAUAGUGAAUGUUUUUGUGCUUGUUAUCUACAUGUAUAGUCUUUGAUUUAUCAACUUUUUUACAUUAAUUAUUAUUCCUGGAACAAGUAUGUCAUGCAUACAAGUAUAUGUAGUGGUUGUGUGUGCUUAUGGAUGUGUAUUGUGUUUAUUUUAUUUUUUUUCUGGGGAUAAUUAAUGUUACAUGUAUUUACAAAAAAGUGCAAUAAAUCUAGUUGUUAACCUUAUAUUUUUUCAUGUAUCAAUCGAACAUGAUACACUAAAUAUAGAUGCAUUCAAUACAUUCAAGUACAUAAUUAAGAAAUUAAUUGUGCAGACACAAAACAAUUAAAGUUAAACUAAAAAAGGAAAAAAAUUGAACGAUUGAACAUGUCGUCAAUAUUUGAUGGCCGUGGUUAUUUUUAACUAGAUUUGUAAACGAAAUCAGGGAAGUUUGUGUGGGUAUACCCAUUAUAUUUUAGAGUCAACUGUUAGUCACUUACGUCC
This is a messenger RNA of Saccostrea cuccullata (small rock oyster), 1479 nucleotides long. RefSeq lists its product as uncharacterized. The transcript has 6 exons. The coding region runs from base 75 to 692 and encodes 205 amino acids. The record is from RefSeq and is a predicted model, not a curated record. NCBI's taxonomy places the organism in Eukaryota, Metazoa, Mollusca, Bivalvia, Ostreida, Ostreidae.